Branchiostoma floridae (Florida lancelet) is the source of this 2091-nucleotide messenger RNA. RefSeq names its product calmodulin-A-like. The transcript is spliced from 6 exons. Lineage: Eukaryota; Metazoa; Chordata; Leptocardii; Amphioxiformes; Branchiostomatidae. Bases 354 to 920 code for a protein of 188 amino acids. Gene Ontology annotation, molecular function: calcium ion binding; enzyme regulator activity. The record is from RefSeq and is a predicted model, not a curated record.
UGACGGAAGCACAACCUGCAAUCUACACCACGCACACCGAGGCGCUGUAACCCUAGCCUAAUCCGUAUCGUCUGACAGCUACUCCACAGAACGGCAGAGACCUACAAAUUAAGCAAAAUUCUACCCUAGUUUUACGUCGGGAGCGCGAGACAUAGCGCCGGAGCAUGCCGUGGCUACAACACAUGACAUUUGAUUUCCUCUAACGCAUUAUCAUCUCCAGUGCAAGGGUAGAAAAACGUGCGGUGAGAGGCGGUCGCGGUUUUACUGUAACCAACGGCUUUAAACACAAAUGUGCGCUCUCACAACGUCUGUUGUGAAGAAAGGCGGAACGGGGAAGAAGGAAUCUCUAAGUAAUGUUGUGUUGCUACUGCACGGGCGAGGAGGAGAAUUCCGGGUCCAACGCCUCCAAAACCGAGAGUCCCUCUGCGAGCCAGAGCUACAUAUCGGGGCCUCAGCUGGAAGAAUAUCGUGACGCCUUCAACUUAUUCGACAAAGAUGGCGAUGGUAUGAUCAGCCUGGAGGAACUAUGGACAGCUAUGAGGGACAUGGGGCAAUUCACGUCAGAGGAAGACCUGAGAGAACUCCUGCAUGAAAUUGAUCCUGAUGGUGGCAUGACUAUCCAGUUUGAAGACUUCGUGGUGAUUCUGUCGUCCAUUCUCAAGGCAGAGGCGGAAGUCUGUCUGCCCGAGGACGAGGAAGGAGAACUUAGGGAAGCCUUUAAGUUGUUUGACAAGGAAGGGAACGGGUACAUUACUUCUUCGGACCUUAGACAAGUCUUGAACUGCCUGGGACAAGAUCUGACCGAAGAGGAAGUGGAUGACAUGAUAGGGGAAGUUGACCAAGACGGUGACGGCAAAAUAGAUUACGACGAAUUUGCAACGGCUGUGUGCGGCAUCACAGACAAACAGCGCCUAGAGUAGCAGGCACGUUUAGACAAAAAACACAAAAAGCUUCUCUAGUACAUCCACAGCAAACCCAGGAAGAGGAAGGCUUUAUUUGGGCGUAUGGAAGACUGGAUGUGCGUGGACACUUCUGGAAACUCGUCAACGACAUUGCCACUGCCAUCAAGUCAAUAGAUUUAGAUAUUACGGGGAGUUGGCCGAACAUCUGUGAACAACAGAACGGGCUUGGGUGUCUGCUUGCAGUGUUUGGUCAAUUCUACUUUGAAUACCUUCCAAAUAGCACAAUAAUAAAUUCCUGGCUGUCACGUUCAUUACGAAAUUAUAGUAUUUUGUUAUCAAUUAUGCAAAUUAGAUCUUCCAAGGAGCAUAGAUUAUGCAGGUGUGAAAGUUAUUUGCAAACUCAGAAUAUUACCCUUGUUAUUGUUUAAUUUCUGUAUAUCUAACCUUCAUAAACGAAUUUAUUAAGCUUAAAUCGUGCAAACUAGCUCCCGAUUUGCAUGGUUUGUAUCUAGUUGGUAUUUCCAUUUAUGACAGGGCACUUUUCUAUCAUAACACAAGGCACUAACCAAUACAGUGUACAAGAGCCAGCGCAGCAUCUGCUUGGAUCCCUGACAACUGUUUCCUAUAUUAGGUCGCCAGACAAAGGACGUAUUUAUAGCACAGAACACAAUAUCUGCUUGGAGAAAAAGCAAUUACCGCGGGCCGAAACAAGCUUAUGCCUAGGUUACACAUAGCCGAAUUUGGCUCCCGACUCUCUCCCGACUAUGGUUUAGGAGUGAUUCGGGAGCUAGUCGGCUGUAGUCGGCUGGCGUUCGGGUGAGUCGGCCGGCGUUCGGGUGAGUCGGCUGGUGUUCGGCUGUUGAACAUUUCAAAACUUUCGGCUCUGAAUGGCUGGUCUGGAAUGGGUCGGUUGGUGGUCGGCUGGUGUUCGGCAUGGUCGGCUAGUGUUCGGCUGGUGUUCGGGAGUAACUCAGCAGUCAAAUUUUAACUGCUUAACCAAGCCAUAAACACUGAUAAAUACUCCCCGCUUGUUUCCAACCUACCAACGAUUCACCCGAAACCCAUAGACAAACCUCUGCUAUUAACUCAAUCCCAAGAAAAAUGACUAUUACCAGGGCGUAGGCGAAUCACCCCCGAACUUCACACGACCGACAUCCAGCCAAAAACAAAAAGAACCAUAAAUACCAUA